AUGGAUGCCUACUCGGGAUAUAACCAGAUCCGCAUGUACCCAGCCGACCAGGAAAGCACUUCAUUUAUCACCGAUCGUGGCACAUACUGCUAUCAGGUCAUGCCAUUUAGCCUCAAGAAUGCGGGGGCUACUUAUCAACAAUUGGUUAAUCACAUGUUUGCCGACCAGAUUGGCAAGAGCAUGGAAGUCUACGUGGACAAUAUGUUGGUUAAAAAUGUCCACGCUGACCAGUACAUCGCUGACCUCGCGGUCACUUUCGCAAUCUUACGGAGCUAUGACAUGAAGUUGAAUCUUGCCAAAUGUGUGUUUGGGGUCGACUCGGGGAAAUUUCUAGGGUUUUUAGUCAGCCAUGGAGAUAUCGAAACGAACCCAGAGAAGAUCCAGGCCCUCAUUUGA
Messenger RNA from Prunus armeniaca (apricot), 396 nucleotides. Lineage: Eukaryota; Viridiplantae; Streptophyta; Magnoliopsida; Rosales; Rosaceae. The record is from the annotation of a GenBank genome assembly.